ACUUCUUGAAGGACCCAGGCAGUAACGUUGCACCACCUUACAUUCUCCAGGACACCAAAGGACUUGCUGGACCAGACAGCAAGCCCCUGAGUACUACUAGGCCAGGUAGAACCUGCGAAGUGGGGGGCAGCCCCACUUUCCAGGUGGGGGCCUUUGAUGCCUUCCCCAAUGCUACAGGGCACAGGGAGGCAGGUGAGCACAAGACAAGCAAACAGGUCUGGGCUGCUCAAACUGGCAGGUCCAAGGUUUAGCAGCCCACCCUGUCUUUGACCUUGCUGCUAUAGGACUUCAGGCCAAGGCUGACUUUCUUCUGAGAAGGGGUUCCUGCUAGCCAGUGGCAUAUGUCGUUCUGGACUCAGGAGACAGCCUGGCCAGGAGGGUGGUUAAGAGUGAUUGGGGUUUCUGAAUGUCAGAGGAGACAUCAGGGACCACGCUUUGCUGCUUAGCUAGAGUGGGCAGCAGCUCCUUCAUUCACCCACUGAACACCGGAGGGUGGAUUGGGACGACGUCAACCUGCCAAGGCCAUCACUGGCCAGAUAAGGCCACCAAAGGCUGUACAAGUGUAGACAUUGCAGGAAAAAAAUAUGGUGACAGUGAACAAAGCCCGUGAAGGUGACAAAAGCCAGUUAAAGUAGGACAAGGCAGAGCGAGGCCCAUGACCGGGACCAGGCCCGAGAAAAUAAACGAAGGCCACGAUCGGGGACAAGGGACACCGAAGGUGGCAGAAGGCUGGUGAAUGCAGGACUGGGAGUAAUGGGGCACAAGGCUGGUGACUGGGGACAGGGCAGAUGACACAGUUUGCAGGGACAUGGCUCCUGGUGGCUGUGGGCUCUUCGUGCCGCUUUCUUCAGGAGCAGGGACACCGAGCUGAGGCCACCACAUUGCACGCAGCUCCCCAGGGUGCAGCUAUGGCUGUCAGCACCUUCCGAAAGCUAGAUGGGAUAUGUUGGCAGGUACGCCAACUCUUUGAGAACACAGGGGUCCCUGGCCGCUUCUUGUUCCAAGUCUCACGGGCCCGUGGACCAGUGCAUAUGGUGGUUGCUGAGACUGACUAUCAGAGCUUUGCCAUCCUGUACCUGGAACAGGGAAGGAAGCUGUCUGUGAAACUAUACGUCCGCUCACUGCCAGUGAAUGACUCUGUCCUGGAUGUGUUUGAGCGGCGAGUCAGGGAAGCCAACCUGACAGAAGAUCAGAUUCUUUUCUUUCCCAAGUAUGGUUUCUGCGAGACUGCGGACCAAUUACACAUCCUGAACGAGGUGCCGCGAUAAGGCCAUCUAGUGGAGAAGCUGUGGACAGUGGGCUACCCUCAGAGAGUUCUGAGCAUCCUGAAUGCACUCUUGGAGUCUCUCCUUUCUGUCCCCAGAAGCACCCCUUCAUACAGCUCUGUUGUCCUAGGUCUUUUCAUUAAACAUCAGACUUGGCCCUGG
This is a messenger RNA of Mus musculus (house mouse), 1427 nucleotides long. RefSeq names its product complement component 8, gamma polypeptide (gene C8g). Gene Ontology annotation, cellular component: membrane attack complex; other organism cell membrane; extracellular region. Gene Ontology annotation, molecular function: wide pore channel activity. Bases 789 to 1268 code for a protein of 159 amino acids. The transcript is spliced from 7 exons. NCBI's taxonomy places the organism in Eukaryota, Metazoa, Chordata, Mammalia, Rodentia, Muridae. The record is from RefSeq and is marked reviewed. Gene Ontology annotation, biological process: complement activation; complement activation, GZMK pathway; transmembrane transport.